UUAUGAGGCUAUUUUUCUAUACAUUAUUUAUGAAGGGAUGCAAGUGAUAUUCUGAGGGAUACACUGAAUACUGAUGAGAAUGGUGGGUAUAAAUAAGGCAUGGCGUGUAUUCAGCGUAUCACUGCAGAACGCCAGCUCCUGCCUCAAAAUGUUUUCCCUGAUUUGCGCACUUCUCCUGGUUGUCUCGGCCUUUGCUGAUUCCAAAUACGAUCAUUACCCCAAAAAAAAUCACAACAAUGGUAAUUACCCUAAAUAUGGGCAUUUCAAUGGCGCCAGGGGAAACGGUUUUGGAAGGAUGGGUAUGCGUGGCGUCUUAGGACAAAGAUCCUUCAUGAACCUGAGGGAUGACGGCUUCCAAGGAUUCAGUGGAAACAUGGGCUCCCUCCAAAUGCAAGGAUUUCCUGGCAAUCAGGGAUCCUUCAUGGGCCAACAUAUGGGACCCUACCAUGGGCUUCAACGAUCCUUCAUGGGCCGAAACCAAGGCUUCAUGGGAGGUGCUGGUAUGAGACGCUUUCCUGGAGCUGGGUUCAGUGGAAACCUAGCAUCCUCCAUGGGACUAGGCGCAGGCGUCAACCAAAUGUUUGGACUUGGUGAUGAUGACUUCAUGCUACGAGGUGGUGUCGCUCCCUUCAACAGAUUCAGACAUAAUAGCUAUCAUCAUCGAUACCCUGGAACUUACGGAAAGAAAAAGAAUAUCUACUAAUCUGCUCAGACGACAGAUAGGAGUUGAACCAGAGUCAAAAUGUUGAAAAAUUGAAACUUGUUAAAUAAAUGCUGCAGCGAUUAAA
Ostrea edulis (European flat oyster) is the source of this 788-nucleotide messenger RNA. RefSeq lists its product as uncharacterized. The record is from RefSeq and is a predicted model, not a curated record. The transcript is spliced from 3 exons. Lineage: Eukaryota; Metazoa; Mollusca; Bivalvia; Ostreida; Ostreidae. The coding region runs from base 74 to 703 and encodes 209 amino acids.